Messenger RNA from Chionomys nivalis (European snow vole), 381 nucleotides. Its product is annotated as histone H2B type 2-E-like. Bases 1 to 381 code for a protein of 126 amino acids. The record is from RefSeq and is a predicted model, not a curated record. The transcript has a single exon. Gene Ontology annotation, molecular function: DNA binding; structural constituent of chromatin; protein heterodimerization activity. NCBI's taxonomy places the organism in Eukaryota, Metazoa, Chordata, Mammalia, Rodentia, Cricetidae. Gene Ontology annotation, cellular component: nucleosome.
AUGCCUGAGCCGGCUAAAUCCGCCCCGGCUCCCAAGAAAGGUUCCAAGAAGGCUGUCACCAAGGCGCAAAAUAAAGACGGCAAGAAGCGCAAGCGCAGUCGCAAGGAGAGCUACUCCAUCUACGUGUACAAAGUGUUGAAGCAGGUGCACCCCGACACGGGCAUUUCGUCCAAGGCCAUGGGCAUCAUGAACUCGUUUGUCAAUGACAUCUUCCAACGCAUCGCAGGCGAAGCUUCGCGCCUGGCGCAUUACAACAAGCGCUCUACUAUCACGUCCCGGGAGAUCCAGACGGCCGUGCGCCUGCUGCUGCCGGGCGAGCUGGCUAAACACGCCGUGUCGGAGGGCACCAAGGCGGUCACCAAGUACACCAGCUCCAAGUAG